Molecule: messenger RNA, 1755 nt
Organism: Metarhizium album ARSEF 1941
Lineage: Eukaryota; Fungi; Ascomycota; Sordariomycetes; Hypocreales; Clavicipitaceae
Product: Major facilitator superfamily domain, general substrate transporter
Exons: 3
Coding region: 1-1755 (584 amino acids)
Biological process (GO): transmembrane transport
Molecular function (GO): transmembrane transporter activity
Source: RefSeq, a predicted model, not a curated record
AUGCCAUGGGGCAUCAAAAGGCCGGGAGAUAUCAUCUCGAGGCCGCUCCCGCCUCGGGUGGCCAACUCUCCAGAUCCGUUCGACACCAACAAUGUUGAAUAUUGGGAGGAACCCGAAAUUCCACCAAGGUCGAUGACGAGCUCAUCGUUGUCGACCAGCCACAGGCCGAUUAAGCAUGGGAGGGGGAAACACGCUCGUGUUGAGCUUGUGCCGCAACCCAGCGAUGACCCAGACGAUCCUUUGAAUUGGCCAAGAUGGCGGAAAGAUCUGAACUUGGCUUCACUUCUCAUCAUGGUUGGCCUCAUUGGGGGGAUGAAGACGGUAUUCAUCACAACUGCCGGUUCUUUGUCGAUUCACUAUCGAGUCUCUCACAUGGCAAUCGGCGUCUUGACGGCUGGUCCCCUUUUGGUUUCGACUUUGACAAGCCUAGUUGGCUCCGUUGCUGCGAAGCUAUAUGGAAAACGGCCAGUAUACUUGGGAUCAACGUUGUUUCUAUUUGUUGGAACCAUUUGGAACAUGACUGCCGGUGAUGACUAUGGUUCAUGCCUCGGAGCUCGGCUUGUUCAAGGCAUUGGAUGGGGCGCAUUUGAGACGCUGGUCAUGGGUUCCAUUCAGGACACUUACUUUGAGCAUGAACGAAAUCUGCCAGUGACCAUAUACAACCUUUUAACCAUUACUACAACAUGGGGCUCGCCUCUGCUUGGCGGGCUGGCAUCCAGGAAUGCGAGCAGUUUUACAAGCCAGUUUCGCAUCAUCAAUUGUUUCUACAUCUUGGCUCUCCCACUUCUCGCCUUCGGAGCUCCGGAAACAGUGUUUGACCGCUCAAGGGCGGCUACAACCCCUCUCCCCAUACCCGGUCUGAUCGCAUGGCGGCCCUGGCGGCUUCGCCAUCGGCUGAACAAGGAGACUGCCCUGGAACACAUGAAAAAGAUGAAGCCGUUUUCAUUCAAAGCUCCAGUGACAAUGCCCACUCUUCUUCAGGUACCUCGCGCCAUGAUCGCCCCGACCACCUGUCUCCUGUCCGUCUUGACAUGUAUCCCCUACGGAGUGCUUUGGGGUCUGACGUCUUCCGUCUCUAUCUUGACUACACCUGAACCUAUCUCACUAGACGCUGCCCGCACAGGACUCAUGAUGGCUGGUCCAUGGAUCAUUGCGUCACUUAUCGUGGGGGGCUUCUGCUUCUACCGUGGUUUAUAUGAACGCUUCACAAAGAGCGUCAGCUACGUCAUCAUCAGCACUGGAGUCAUCCUGAGCCUGACGGGUGUGCUCUCCUACGGCCUUGGAAUCUACAAUUUCAUGGCGCCCGAUCCCUCGUCCUACAGCCCGUUCUUCACUUCAAGCACUGCCGGUCAGAUCAGCCUGCCCCUGUUAUCGCUACAGCUAGGCAUCCUUGCCGGCGGCACAUACACCCUCGACACAAUCACUAGACCCUUGCUCGCACGCUCCGCAUCAUUCACUUCAUCCAGCAUCGGCGUUGCUCAACGCAGCAUCGGUGAUAUGCAUUCCGGCGUCAUUAUACUGCGAAACCUCGCUGCCGGCAUCUUUGUUCUCACGGUUCCCAGCGCAUUCACCUUCUACGGUGGCCUCAAAGCGGCCGUAAUCGGCCUGAGUAUUACACAAGUAGUACUCACGGGAUUCUCCAUGGCGCUAUGGUGGUUCUUUGACGAAACCAUUUGGAGGGCUGACGGCAUGGUUAUGGGACUCGUUGACCUGAAGCUUCUGAAGCAAUCAUUAAGCUGCUUCGACAUUGAUUGA